AUGAUACUUCUAUCUACGCUGUGUGCCAUCUUGGAUUCAAUAAAGGGUAUUCAUCACUUCAAAUACGCAUAUCGCUCAGUAACCCUCCACGAUUCUGGUUUCGCCCCCAUUGUCCGCGCCGCCCGCGCAUCGCUACCCCUCGAUCAUAUCCUCCCCAUUGCACCGCCUGCACCAUCUUAGUCUCCACCGUACAUCCAAUAUGCCUGACAACAACCCACAAUGACAC
Molecule: messenger RNA, 226 nt
Organism: Periconia digitata
Lineage: Eukaryota; Fungi; Ascomycota; Dothideomycetes; Pleosporales; Periconiaceae
Source: the annotation of a GenBank genome assembly